Fusarium subglutinans is the source of this 564-nucleotide messenger RNA. RefSeq lists its product as uncharacterized. The transcript is spliced from 3 exons. The record is from RefSeq and is a predicted model, not a curated record. Lineage: Eukaryota; Fungi; Ascomycota; Sordariomycetes; Hypocreales; Nectriaceae. Gene Ontology annotation, molecular function: deaminase activity. Bases 1 to 564 code for a protein of 187 amino acids. Gene Ontology annotation, cellular component: cytosol; mitochondrion.
AUGUCAUUUUCUCCCAUUGCGCGCAGAGCUUCACGCUGCAUCACCUCUUCCAUCCGAACAACUCCCCGCCAGUAUAUCGUAGCGCCAGCCAAGUUCACACUUUCAGCCAGACACCAAUCGACAAUGUCUUCCGACCAGCAGAUCAUUUUCACCAAGGACGCCCCUGCGGUAUCGAAGCCCUUGGCCCUUACGUAUGUUCAACUACCCCUCACUGACAAGGUCAACACUCAUGAUAUGUCAAACCAGUCUCAAGCCAUCAAGACCCCCAACAUGAUCUAUUGCUCUGGCCAGAUUCCUCUUACUCCCGAGGGUGAGAUGGUCCAAGGUAUCACUGAGCAGACCCGCCAGGCCUGCAAGAAUGUCCAGGCUGUUGUUGAGGCGGCAGGCUCGACUAUUUCCAAGGUGGUCAAGACUACAGUCUUCAUCUCUGACAUGUCCUACUUUGCUGAAAUCAACUCUGAGUACGAGAAGUGGUUUUCGCACAAGCCUGCCCGCAGUUGUGUAGCUGUCAAGACUCUCCCCAAGAACGUUGAUGUGGAGAUUGAGGUCAUUGCUCUUCCAUAG